Messenger RNA from Plutella xylostella (diamondback moth), 934 nucleotides. RefSeq names its product brachyurin. Lineage: Eukaryota; Metazoa; Arthropoda; Insecta; Lepidoptera; Plutellidae. Gene Ontology annotation, molecular function: serine-type endopeptidase activity. Gene Ontology annotation, biological process: proteolysis. The record is from RefSeq and is a predicted model, not a curated record.
UUAGUUUAGUAAAAGUGCAGAAUAAUACAAGUAAAAUGCUGAAAGUAUUGUUUUUCGUGCUUUUGCCUGUUGUGCUAAGUGCGAGUGACUGUGACGGUCCUGAGUGCGAGAUUCGAUCGAAACUACACAGAUUGUCUUCAGGGGAAGCUGCUGAAGCACAUGCUAGACCUUUUCAGGUGGCUCUAUACCUGCGAGUGGGCGCCUCGGGGCCGCUGGGCUUCUGCGGGGGCGCCCUAGUGAGCCCCCAGUGGGUGCUGACCGCGGCUCACUGCUGCUUCCACCAGGGGACGCAAGUGGACCAUGUGCAGGCAGUACUAGGCGCGCACUCGCUCUACUCCCGGUUCGAGAACGGGCGGCGCGUGGUGGCCGUGGACGCCGUGGUCGCGCAUCCGGAGUGGGAUGCCCCCGGCUUCCACCACGACAUCGCGCUGUUGCGACUGGCCAACACCGUGCAGCUUACUGACACAAUAGACGUGGUGCGGCUGCCGUACCUCAGCAUCUCAUCGUUCAACUUCGCUGGACUGCCGGCCCUGGCGUCCGGGUGGGGCAUUCCGGCUGAAGGUGUAAAUUUCCUCUCGCCGACUCUCCGACAGAAGCGUUUAUCAGUGAUCACGGACAGUCUCUGCAACAGCGUCUACUCUCAGCAACUGCCGGACAACAUCAUCUGUGGCCUGGACAUCCGGGAUGGAGCCGGCACUUGCAAGGGGGACAAUGGUGGUCCAUUAACAAUCUUCUACAAUCAGACUGAGGAACAUAUUUUGGUUGGGGUGGCGUCGUUUGUGGGCGUCGACGGCUGCACCAUCGACCGACCCUCGGUCUUCACCCGCGUGCAGAGAUACCUGCAGUGGAUCUCCGACACCGCCGGGAUUCCACUCCAGUGACACCAUAAUAAUACGGAUAAAAUAUUGAUUAGAAUAAUAUAUUAUUUAUCAUA